AAAGGAACAGGAAGGGAAGGAGAGUCGGGCCGGGCCGAGGGGAGAGGGUGAACGGCGGAGGAGACAACCCCGGACUCUUCCUCAUCACCCCCCACAUUCCCUUCCACCCCUCGGGGAGGGGAGGAACACAACCCUCCACCCACCCACCCACCCAAAAAAGCACGGAUUUAUUUCUCCUUGGGGUCGCCAGCGCUUGAAACCUGAAUUUGCAAGAAAAGAAAGAAAGAAAAGCCAAGACUGAGAAAAAAAGAAAGGAAGGAAGAAAAGACUGAGGGAGGGGGAGGGGAAGGAAGAAAGAGAGAAACCUUCAGAGGAAUCUGCCGCUUGCUGUUUCUUCCGCCGUUCCCGGUUUUUCCAAAGGGGGCGGAAUCUUCCACCCACCCACCACCGUCCCCGAAGUCGCCAUUGGAAGCUGCAGACGCCCAGCUUUGCUUCUCGAGCAGCGCGUUCCCGCCGCCCCCCCCCCCCCCCCCGGCGCGUUUUUUUUUUUCCAUGCCAGCCUUUGGGUCAUGAUUACAGCGCCCGCGCUUUCUGCCGUAAGUAGUAGUCCGGGCGGAGGAGGAGGAGGAGGAGGAGGCGGCGCGCCAGAGCUGGGAAACGGCGGCGGCUGCGGUGGUGGUGCUGAGCUCCCUUGGCAAAGCGGGCUCGCUGGGAACCUUAUCGGCUGCGGCGGCAGCCAAGCUUUCUUCCACGCCAUCCCUCCUUCGGACCCUUUGCGCCAAGCCAACCGCCUCCCCAUCAAAGUCUUGAAAAUGCUCACGGCACGGACGGGCCACAUUUUGCAUCCCGAAUAUCUCCAGCCGUUGCCUUCCACGCCGGUCAGCCCGAUCGAGCUGGACGCCAAGAAGAGCCCGCUGGCUCUCCUCGCGCAGACCUGCUCCCAGAUCGGCAAGCCGGAUCCCUCGCCUUCCUCCAAGCUCUCCAGCGUCACGUCCAGCAGCGGCGGCGGCGGCGGCGACAAGGAGGCGUCCAAGGGGGGGCCCUUGAAGCUCAGCGACAUCGGCGCCGAGGACAAGUCCAGCUUCAAGCCUUACUCCAAGCCCGGAGCGGAUAAGAAGGACUCGUCGGCCGGCGGAGGCUCCGGAGCCACGUCUGGAGGGAGCUCGGGCGGCGGCGGCGGUGGUGGCGGCGAGAAAUCGGGAUUCCGGGUGCCGAGCGCCACCUGCCCGCCGUUCACGCCAAGGACAGGCAGCCCCAGCUCCAGCGCCUCGGCCUGCUCGCCCGGCCUGCUUCCCGGCGGGGAGAGCAAGGGCGGCGGCGGCGGGAGCAGCGGUGGCGGCGGCGAGGCGGAGAAGAAGGAGACGGCGGAGAACUGCGGCAAAGGCGCUUCCGACGGCUCCGGGCGGCUGACUUCCAGCGGCGGCCUGUCGGGCGAGCUGAGCCAAAGCCACGAGGGCGCCAAGGGGCUGCUGGCGGGCGUCGCUUCGGCCGCCUCCUGCUCGACGGCGGAGUCGUCCUGCAGCGCCGUCCCGUCGUCGGUGGCCGCCGCCGUGCUGAGCUCCGCCGGCUUGGUGGCGCCCGUCUCCCCUUACAAGCCGGGCCAGACUGUCUUCCCGCUGCCGCCGGCCGGCAUGAGCUACCCGGGCUCCCUGGCCGGGGCGUACGCCGGUUACCCUCCGCAGUUCCUGCCGCCGGGCGUGACGCUCGACCACAGCAAGGCCGGCAGCUUGGGAGGGGGCGGCGGCGGGGGCGGCGGCAAAACGGCCGGCUCCAGCCCUCUGGCCGGCGCCUCGCCGCCGUCGGUGAUGACGGCCAGCCUGUGCCGCGACCCUUACUGCCUGAGCUACCAUUGCGCCAGCCACCUGGCCGCCGGCACCUCCUGCGCCCACGAGCAAGCCCUCAAGGCCGGCGCCUACCCGCUGGUUUACCCGGGGCCGCCGCUUCACGCCGGGCCGCCGUCGUUGGCCGGCCACCCUCUCUACCCGUACGGCUUCCUGCUGCCCAACGACCCCCAGCCGCACAGCUGCAACUGGGUCUCGGCCAACGGGCCGUGCGACAAACGCUUCGCCACCUCGGAGGAGCUGCUCAGCCACCUGCGGACUCACACGGCCUUCCCCGGCCCGGCCGAGAAACUCCUCUCCGGCUACCCGAGUUCCAGCUCGCUGGCCGCCGCCGCGGCUGCAGCCAUGGCUUGCCAUAUGCACGUCCCCAGCUCGGCGGCCGGCGGCCCGGGCAGCCCCGGCACGCUGGCUUUGCGCAGCCCGCACCACGCCUUGGGACUCAGCAGCCGGUACCACCCUUACUCCAAGAGCCCCUUGCCCACCCCCGGCGCCCCCGUCCCAGUCCCGGCCGCCACCGGACCCUAUUACUCCCCUUACGCACUCUAUGGGCAAAGACUGACGACAGCCUCGGCGCUGGGAUACCAGUGAGUUUUUUUUCCCCGGGGGGGGAGGGGGUUGUCGCCGCCUGAGAUUGGGGUUUUUUGGGUGGGGCGGGUGUGUUCCUUUGAGGGUAGGGUGGCGUCGGUGGGGUGGAUUUGAAAACCACGCUUUUUGGGAAAGGGGAAGGAAAGACGGCCCGGCGUCCCUUGGAAAGUUUCUUUUAAAGGAUGGAUGACCAGACACGUUGCAAAAUUGGACCUUUUUUAAUAAAUAUAUAUAUAUAUAUAUAAAGAAUAGUGUUCAUCUUGAGGACUGGAUCCAUGGGCACUGUAUUUAUUUAUGUUAGCUUCAAGCGGGACGACGAAUCCAUUUGAAAAACAAAAAAAGUGCAUUACCUUAAUUUCAGCUCUGGAUAGGCUUUCAAGGAAAAACAAAACAAAAACAAAACGAAGUGGAAACACCCCUUGUAGAAUAUAAAUCAAUAAAAAGAAAACGAGAACUAGAGGUCUUCUCUUUAAUGUUACUUUAAAUUUGCUAUGAUUGUAUUCUAUUGUACGUUCUUAUUUAACGGUGGGUGGGUGGGGCAAACACCCCCCCCUCAAUGCAUGUCUCUCUUUCCAAGAACGCGUCUUCACUUGCAAUUUGUCUAUUCCAGUUUUUUGUUUUGUUUUUCAAAUUGCAGCGAUUUUUCAAAGAUGUAUAUCCCGUGGCAAGAAAGAAAGAGAAUUGUUUUUUUUUUUUUGUAUGUAUCCUGACAGAAAGAAAACCCAACCACCAACCUACUCUUUUCCAAAAACCUCCGUUUGCCUUAUUUUUAUUCUUUAAAAAAAGAA
Messenger RNA from Notechis scutatus (mainland tiger snake), 3154 nucleotides. It is a transcript of the gene ZNF503, whose product is annotated as zinc finger protein 503. Gene Ontology annotation, biological process: negative regulation of DNA-templated transcription. Gene Ontology annotation, cellular component: nucleus. The record is from RefSeq and is a predicted model, not a curated record. NCBI's taxonomy places the organism in Eukaryota, Metazoa, Chordata, Lepidosauria, Squamata, Elapidae.